ACUGCUACCUCGGACGUUGGCGAAGUUUAAACUGUCAACAAACUGGAACAAGUUCCUCCAUGUUCACACGCAUCUCAUCCAGCUCCUGUAAACUCGUUUUUCUACAGCAAGUGUGAGUCUACUCAGAGUGUCAGGGUGAACAGAGAUGUGUUGAAGGUCGGAGGUGUGAAAUAAAGCAGAGGACAGACAUGGAAACCUGCGUUAUGUCAGCGCUGGACAGACCCGCGGCGGAGCUGACGGUUAUGGAUGUGUACGACAUAGCGGCGGUGCUCGGACAGGAGUUUGAGCGGAUUAUUGACAGGUUUGGGGGCGAGUCUCUGGUCGGGGUGGUGCACAAAGUGGUGCGGGUCCUGGAGCUGCUGGAGACGCUGGUGAGCCGCGGAGCCGCCGGACAGGAGGCCGAGGAGCUGAGGAGGGAGCUGGAGAGGUUGCGACAGGAGCGGAGCGACAGAUACGAGCAGGAGAGGAAGCACCAGAAGGAGUUGGAGCUGGUGGAGGAUGUAUGGAGGGGAGAAGUCCAGGACCUGCUGUCUCAAAUCACUCAGCUUCAGGCAGAGAACAAGAGGCUGUUCGUGAGCCUCUCUCUCAAAGAGUCUCCCGUCACAGAGGAAGACCUGCAGAGACAGGAGGGAAUGUCAGAAAAAGAAAGGCAGGUGAUGAAGAAGCUGGAAGACUUAGCAGAUAAGCAGAGGGAUGAAAUCCGGGCUAAAGACCACGAGCUAACACUAAGAAAUGAGGACGUUGAGGCGCUCCAGAUGCAGCAGAAUCGCCUGAUAAGAAUCAACCAGGACCUUCGUCACAGGAUAGGGGUGAUGGAGGCCCAGGGCAAGGCACUGAUCCAGCAGAGGGCUGAGCUGGAAGCUGCAGCACAGGCACGGCAGCAGGAGGUAGGGGCUCUGCAGCUGGAGGUCACAAGGCUGAGAAAGGAGCUCCGGGAGUGGGAACUGGAGAAGGAGAUCACUGAAAUAGAAGAGUUCUCUCAUACAAGAUCUGGGAUGUCGUCACCGGCAUCACCAAAGAUGAUGUCCUCACAAGUAGUACCACCUAAAUCCAUCAAACCAAAUUCAGUGUGGGCGGAGUGUGGAGGGGACGCUGGCUUCCUUGCAAACUGCUUUGAGUGCGACAAGAGUCCUUCCCUUCUCCCAAGGUCAUCUAACAGAGAAAAUAAUGUGGAAGAGGGGGACAAAGAUGAGGACACUUCAGCCUUGUUAUUGAAGGUGCCAGCUGAUACAGAGCUAGAGGAGGAGACAGACAGCCUGGAGCUGGAUUCAGACAAACCUCGCUUCACUCUGCAGGAGCUGCGUGACGUCCUGCAGGAGAGGAAUGAACUCAAGGCCCAAGUGUUCGUGCUGCAGGAAGAGCUGGCAUAUUACAAAAGUGAUGAGUCUGAGGAAGACAUCAGCUCCAUUGUUUGUACUUCAUCUCCUCCACAAUGCUCCAAAUCCACCGAUCAGCCUGAAUCAGGAAUUAGGCGCUUGAUCUUCACUGCCAUAAUGCCGAUGGUUGCAGCCGGUUUGAUCGCAGACGAUCCCACGUUGUUGCCAAUCAGAAGACUUGUUUCCUUUGUAUGACUGUGAAUUUUAAUUCUUCUUAAACAAGUGGUCUUACUCUUUCCCACACCAUGUUUGCAUCUCUCAAGUCAGUUUGCCCACUGAGAUAUUUACAAGAAUUGCUUUAAUGGUUAUUUUAAACUAAAAUCCUUGUGAUUUUUUUUAUAUAGUUGAAACUGUGAUGAAUGAACCACUGUUGUUUUUAGUGGUGUCAGCUUUUUACAUGACAUUUUGGAAACAUUUAGCUAACUUUAGUAAAAUGAACCUAAUCAGUUAAAUGGAAUAUAACUGGCCAAACCUGGAUACUCUUUGGUGUAUUUCUGACCUCUCAGGGUUUUGUGGCUUUAUUAAAAAGUCACACACCUGUUGGUGCUUCACUUUAUACAAAACAAUGGAAAAAAAACAACUAUGCUUCAUUAUUUUUAAUGCUGCUGUAUUAUCAAAUAGCAUACGAUGUUCUCACUACAUUGCUUGCUCCUCUAAAAGACUGUAUGAGCUAAUGUGCUUAGUGCAAGGUCUGAGUCGUCCUCUGUGGUUGUGAUGGUGGUUGAAAAGACAGUGUUACUCACAACACUGCAGCCUGGCACUGCACCUUGUGGUUUACACUAGCACAAAAUGUAUUCUAACAAUAAUGAGUACUGUAAAAACAUGCCCUAAUUAUCAGUAUGUGCUGGGUUGCCUCUGUAAAAUAGUGUUUGUUCAGAAUAAAGAAAUAAAGUUUUAUUUUUCA
Messenger RNA from Toxotes jaculatrix (banded archerfish), 2280 nucleotides. RefSeq names its product RILP-like protein 1. Bases 189 to 1571 code for a protein of 460 amino acids. Gene Ontology annotation, cellular component: cytoplasm; ciliary basal body. Lineage: Eukaryota; Metazoa; Chordata; Actinopteri; Toxotidae. Gene Ontology annotation, biological process: cilium assembly. Gene Ontology annotation, molecular function: protein dimerization activity. The transcript has 8 exons. The record is from RefSeq and is a predicted model, not a curated record.